Macrosiphum euphorbiae (potato aphid) is the source of this 1326-nucleotide messenger RNA. Lineage: Eukaryota; Metazoa; Arthropoda; Insecta; Hemiptera; Aphididae. The record is from the annotation of a GenBank genome assembly.
AUGUUGAAUUCGUGUCCACCGCAAGUAGCCACUUAUUCCAAAGCCAUCAAAGUCACAGUGGACGGUCCCAGAGAGCCGAGGUCGAAAACCAGAAACCAAGGGUUCCAUCCCUUCCACUUUGGACCUAGACCUUUCCCGUUCGGUACGCCACUGGAUCCCAAUAGGAUUGCAGAAUUGCCGUUAAAAUUGUCAGGUCUUGCCCACUCGUGGGGCACAUCGUUUUCCAGAGCUUUGCCAUCGACCGCAUACCCCCCCUAUUUGGCUAACAAUUGCGGUCCACCGACAUUUCAACACUCAAACUUCACCAACAUUUUUCCGUACAACGGAACGACCACUGAAGUGAUUCAACAGCAGACGAUUAACACGGGCACAGAUGGCAACAACAGCAGCACCAGGACGGUGACGGAACCGUUGGGACCGAUCAGCGUCAACGUGAGCGUGGAUAGCCCGACGACCAGAAGCCACAGGACCGGGAUCAGGGGCCACAGAGGCCUAUUGACCACUGUGUCUGGGAGCGGUGCACACAAGCGGUACCACCACCAUCACCACCAUCAUCACAAGCGACAUCGGGACAACCGGUCCGAGAAGAGUGCAGUGGCGGCGGUCGCCGCGGAUCGCUUAUCACCGACGGUCGUUGCGGCGUCGGCAGCCGCAGCUAUCAACAACAACGACAACAACAACAACAACGGAAGCAGCGGUGGCGCCGGCGACGAACACGAUAAGAAUAAACGGCGUGCAGCCGAAGACGACCACCGCGUUAAGCGCGCGGCCAGGACGACUCCAUCGCCACCGCCUCCGCCAACGCUGCGACCUCCUCCACCCGCACAGCCUGUGGCUCAGCUUCCGCCGCAUAUCAUGGCCGCGGCCGCAGCCGCCGUGUCGCCGCGAACACACCACCCGUCCGCGUCUGCGCCUCCGCCGCCCGUCACGCAACCCGUUCCGCUCGUGGCACCGUCGCUGUUCAGCUUGUUCCUGAACGCGCCCCUCCUGCAGCCGCACACACAGUGGCUGUACUCGCAGCUAUAUCCCAAUCCGUAUCUGAGUCACAUACGCAACACGAUGAUUUUUGACAACGAGUCGACGGCCGCUGCCGUGGCCGCGGCCGCUGCGCAGAAAGCCGUGGGCGGAGGCAUCGGUGGCGUCGUUGACGACGGCGACGGGUCGGCGGCCGAGAACGAAUCUCCCAAAAAGUCACCGGCCGACGAGGGCGAAGCGGACGGCGGCGUCGGUGCUGACGAUGAAGUCGACCCCGACGGAGCAGACGCUUCACCGGCCGUUUCGCCCAAAACAACCGCCAAACAGACAGACGUCUGGCGGCCGUAUUGA